CCAGGGUUCCGCAUGGCCCUGGUGUCAGCACCCAGAUUAGCUGUUCCCUCCCGGAUGGAUCCUGCUGUUCCUGGGCCACCGCCAGGCCCUGCGCCCAUCCCCUUCCCAUCCCCAUCCAUCCCCACUCGCUGCCCGUAGGGCUUCGCCACCUUCACCCCUUCCUUCUCCCAGCCCCACAAGCAGCACCACCCCACAUCCCAGGCCGCUGGGUGCAAUGAGCGCACUGGGAGCUGGAGGGGUUGUUGGGCCGGAUCCUGCCAGGGGCUGAGGUCCAUCACACUCAGCUCAGCAGCGUUAGCUUCACAAGGCAGCGCCUGGACAGACCCCAUCGCUGUCCUUAUCUCACUGCCUUCAUUCUCCCAGUCCUCAUUCCCACUCCCGUCCCCAUCUCCGUUCCCAGCCCCAUCUCUCCCAGCCCCAUCCCAACCUUACGCCGCACACAAGGGUCGGUGCAGCCCCUUUGGGGUGGCCACGCUCCCCAAUGCUGACACAACCCCAUGGGCCGCAGCCCCCACAUGGGGAGCUGUGUGUGGGUGUGUGUGGGCCCAGCAGGGCCCGCAGGCGCUGACAAUAACCUGGUUAUCCACGAUGGACGGCUGCAAUCAGCGCCGAGCUGCCGCUGCCAUAACUCACCAUGCCCCCACCCCCCCCCUUCCUGGUUAUCGGGGCUAUAAAUGGGACGCAGCGUUGGCACAGCACAGACCCCAACCAUGAGCAGCCUGGAUGCCAUCCGGGAGGGCUACGCACGCUUUGAGCCCCACGCCUACCUGCACAACAACUACGUGCCCCCCCGCGCCGACUUCUCCUCCGAGGAAUGCGUGGUGCCCUGGAAACUGAGAUGUUUGGCCGAAACCUUCGCCAGCGGUGAGAUCUGCGGGCGCACGCUCAUCGACGUGGGUUCGGGCCCCACCAUCUAUCAGCUGCUGAGCGCCUGCGAUCACUUCGAGGAGAUCGUGGCCACCGAUUUCCUGGAGGUGAACCGGGAGGAGCUGCGGCGUUGGGUGCGGGGUGAGCCUGGAGCUUUCGACUGGAGUCCCUUCAUCCAGCACGUCUGCAAGAUCGAGGGGCGCGGGGAGCCCUGGCAGGACAAGGAGCAACGGUUGCGGGGCCGCCUGCGGCGCAUCCUCCCCAUCGACGUGCACCAUGCAGACCCACUGGGCGCCCCACUGCACCCCCCGGCCGAUGCUCUGCUCUCCACCUUCUGCCUGGAGGCCGUCAGCCCCGACCGCGCAGCCUUCGGGCGAGCGCUGGUGAAUGUGGGCUCAAUGCUGCGCCCGGGGGGCCACGCGGUGCUGCUGGGGGCUCUGGGGGAGUCCUUCUACCUGGCGGGCGCCGCGCGGCUGCCCGUGGUGCCGCUGGAUGAGGAUGACGUCCGCGGGGCUCUGAGCGAUGCUGGGUUCACCCUCCUUGAUUUCCGCUCCUAUCCCAUGCCCCCCGCGCUGCGCACCGGCGUGGAUGACGUCGAUGGAGUGUUCUUUGUCCAUGCACAGAAACCACUGGAAGGCUGAGCCCCCUCCCUCCCUGCUUCCCACCCUCAAAAAGGCUGCGUUCCUGAGUCUUGCCAUCCCACCCCCACUGCGUCCCAUAAUAAAGCCUGAGCUGAGCACGGCACAGC
Molecule: messenger RNA, 1615 nt
Organism: Lagopus leucura (white-tailed ptarmigan)
Lineage: Eukaryota; Metazoa; Chordata; Aves; Galliformes; Phasianidae
Gene: PNMT
Product: phenylethanolamine N-methyltransferase
Exons: 3
Coding region: 675-1508 (277 amino acids)
Cellular component (GO): cytosol
Molecular function (GO): phenylethanolamine N-methyltransferase activity
Source: RefSeq, a predicted model, not a curated record